AUGACUAUAUUAUCUUCUCUUCAAAUCACUACCGUCUCUCUUCACUCUUUCAAUCCCUCAUCAACUAUCUUCCACAAAUCCCUCCUUCCUGGUUUUGCAACUUUGCCAUCUCUUUCACUCAAUAGAUUCGUCUUUUCCACUAGAAAAUCUCGAACAACAACUACUAUUACCACCCGUGCUUCUUUGCUCGAAACUCCUGUUCUAUGGGUUGGUAGAAUCUGCGUCUUCUAUGCUCUUCUCAAGACUGGAUUCGUUGGAUCUCCUUCAAACCCCUUUCUCUCAGAUUUGGAAAUUGGGAACGGUGAUAGUAACGAUUCUGGUGACUUAGGGUUCUUUAAAUGGACACAAGGCAUACUUGGAAAACCAGCAAAGGAAGGAGCUAACGGAGGGAACCUUACGAGCAAAUGGCAUCCUACAACAAAGGGUACUCUAAGAAGGAACUACAGAAUCCCAUCCAAGUCUGAGGGGCGACGACUUCUUAAAGCCAUUGCAUCUCUGCUAUCAGAUGAUGACCACUUUGUUGAUGCCACUUCUCACAAGGGCUGCCAAAUCCGGCGAGAAAGUGCACAUGGAGAAAGUGUUUGUUGCAACAAUGUGAGAGCUCUUUUUGAUGAGCUACCAACUCCUCAUCUCAUUGUGGAGAUCACACCUUUUCCGGCUGGACCUCUUAGUGACAAGGAUUACACUAAAGCUGAGAAGCUUGAGAAGGUUCUCAGGUCUAGCCCUUCUGUUUGA
Molecule: messenger RNA, 735 nt
Organism: Vicia faba (fava bean)
Lineage: Eukaryota; Viridiplantae; Streptophyta; Magnoliopsida; Fabales; Fabaceae
Source: the annotation of a GenBank genome assembly